AGCUUGGUUGCAGUGCAGUUUAGGGACCGCCACGUCGUCCAGCUGAUCGGUUUGUGGUCGAAUUUAAACAAUUUUUGGGAGGGGGGCGAGUAUUCAAACUAAUGUAAUUUUCCCCCCUUUAGGAGGCUGAUGUUUUCGUUUUGAUUGAAUACUCUUACGGCCCUGAGUCGAUCGUUGUGAAACGGUCUCAUUCCCGGAACAUUGAUGUAGCACAGAACGUGUUGGUUUGGGGCAGACUGCACCGGUGUUUGAAACAGAGUUGGCCCAUGCCAUGCCUGGUGGACGGCGGGGCCCGAGUCGGCAGCAGCUGAGCCGUUCAGCAUUACCUUCUCUCCAGACCAUUGUGGGUGGGAGCUGUGGGAAUGGGACUGGAAUGAGGAACAGGAAUGGCAGUGCCAUUGGUUUGUCUGCCCCUCCCAUCACUGCCUUGAUUACCCCAGAGCCUGUCCGCCACUGCCGUAUUCCUGACCUUCCAACGGACGGAUGCCUUGUCUUUGAGCUUCUUUUUUUCAUUUACCUGCUGAUGGCCCUCCUUGUCCAAUAUAUUAACAUCUAUAAAACAGUCUGGUGGUUUCCAUACAAUCACCCUGCUGCUUCUACCUCACUGUUUUUACAGGCAAUGCAAAUCUGCCAGUCAUUGUUCUUGGACUACAGGAAUCAAUGGUGUGAAAAAAUGGAAGUUACGCACUCAAUCGAAGUUUGCUGUUCCAAGAGCUUUCAUCUGAUUGAUUAUCACUUGGCAGCGUUCAUUACUAUAAUGUUGGCCCGAAGACUGGUUUGGACCCUCGUUUCAGAGGCGUCUCAAACCAGUACAUCCUCUAUAGUGUGGUACACUUUGUUGAUAGUGGCUCGUUUGGUACUUCUCACGUUGUGUGGCUGGGUACUGUGCUGGACACUUGUCAAUCUUUUUAGGAAUCAUUCUGUGCUAAAUCUCCUUUUCCUUGGAUACCCAUUUGGUGUUUAUGUGCCACUGUGUUGUUUCCACCAGGAAAAUCGGACUCAACCAUUACCAGCUGAAUGUGGUUUCCUGUUAAAUGACCAGCUGGAAACGGUCAUGGUCAGGCCAAAGGACUUCUUCACACUCCUCCGAGAAUCAUUCAGAGAACAGUUUAAUAACCCAACGUCCAUCCCUGCUCAUACUUGCCCUCUCUCCCCAGACCUUAUUCGAAAUGAGGUUGAAUGUCUGAAAGCAGAUUUUAAUAAAAGGAUAAAAGAGGUUCUCUUCAAUUCCCUAUUUAGUGCCUACUAUGUAGCUUUUUUGCCUCUUUGUUUUGUUAAGAGUACACAGUACUAUGACAUGCGGUGGUCCUGUGAGCAUCUCAUAAUGGUUUGGGUUAAUGCCUUUGUGAUGUUGAUGAGCCAGCUGCUGCCACCCAGAUAUUGUGACCUACUCCAUAAAUCAGCUGCUCACCUGGGGAAAUGGCAGAAGAUGGAACAUGGUUCUUACAGUAACACGCCACAACACAUAUGGUCUGAAACAACAAUUUGGCCACAGGGUGUGCUGGUACGACACAAUCGAUGCCUUUAUAAAGCUGUAGGACCUUAUAAUGUAGCAGUGCCUUCAGAUGUUUCACAUGCCAGAUUUUAUUUUUUGUUCCAUAAGCCAUUACGGAUCCUGAAUCUCCUCAUCCUGAUAGAAGGCAGCGUAGUGCUGUAUCAACUAUAUUCUCUGCUUCGGUCAGAAAAAUGGAACCAUAUACUUUCCUUGGCUUUGAUACUGUUUUGUAAUUACUAUGUCUUAUUUAAACUUCUAAGGGACCGGAUUGUGCUGGGCAAAGCUUAUGCUUAUCCUCUGGGUACCAUUGGACUAAAAUCUCAUUAGUCCAUAACAAAAAGAGGGAGUGGGGAAAGGAUUUAAAGAAAUUAUUUUGAUACGGUUUCUAUUUUUCAUGCAGUGUUUAAAUAUUUAAAAUAUUUUAUAUUUUGUAUACUUGGAUAUUUUGAAGAGCUAUUCUUCUUUGCAUAAGCAAGUUGUAUUUUUCAUCUACUUAGCAACUUCACAAGCUAAGUGUGCGCUUUGCUCCAUAUGACAAGUGCCAUUUAUAAUCGCAAUAAUCAACACUGGUAGUAUUGAUCAGAGGACUAAAGGAUGAUAUGAGAAGUUUAGUUUUCUUUGCUUUACGUUGUCACCUUGAAUGAGGAGGUUCUUAGGCUAUUGAUGUCUAAACAAUUAGAUGAAUGGAACUGCUGUGUUCAUAGUAAAUGGUCAUUUACUGAUAAUUGUUCAUAUGUGUGAACUUGUUUUAAUAAAUGGGGGUUUACAAGAUGCUGUCUAUGAAUAAAGCCCAUUCUUCAAUUAUGAUAUUGUUUACAUGAUCUCGCCUCUUCAAAAGAAAAUCAUCAAUAAAAAAAAAGAACAUUCCUAA
Molecule: messenger RNA, 2366 nt
Organism: Carcharodon carcharias (great white shark)
Lineage: Eukaryota; Metazoa; Chordata; Chondrichthyes; Lamniformes; Lamnidae
Gene: tmem39a
Product: transmembrane protein 39A
Exons: 10
Coding region: 272-1822 (516 amino acids)
Biological process (GO): negative regulation of autophagosome maturation; negative regulation of autophagosome assembly
Cellular component (GO): endoplasmic reticulum membrane
Source: RefSeq, a predicted model, not a curated record